Messenger RNA from Pelmatolapia mariae (spotted tilapia), 837 nucleotides. RefSeq names its product hairy-related 11 (gene her11). Gene Ontology annotation, cellular component: nucleus. Lineage: Eukaryota; Metazoa; Chordata; Actinopteri; Cichliformes; Cichlidae. The record is from RefSeq and is a predicted model, not a curated record. Gene Ontology annotation, molecular function: protein dimerization activity; DNA-binding transcription factor activity, RNA polymerase II-specific; RNA polymerase II cis-regulatory region sequence-specific DNA binding. Gene Ontology annotation, biological process: anterior/posterior pattern specification; regulation of neurogenesis; regulation of transcription by RNA polymerase II. The transcript is spliced from 4 exons. The coding region runs from base 1 to 837 and encodes 278 amino acids.
AUGACCAGGAAACUCCAAAACCAAACCCAGAAUGAUGGGAAGAGCAGGAAAAGGACUCUGAAGCCAGUUGUGGAAAAGAAGAGAAGAGAUCGAAUAAAUCAAAGUCUAGCUGAACUGAGGCAUCUGCUGAUGAAUGCCACAUCUGAUCCACGGCUGCAGAAUCCAAAAAUAGAGAAAGCAGAGAUUCUGGACUUGGCUGUUGACUAUCUCCAAAAGUGGACUGAUAAAAAGGGCCCGAGCAAUGACUCAUUGGAUACUCAUGCUCCUUUGGCAGACAGUGGCCACUCGGAGUCCAAUGCUCCUCCUCUCUUUAGCACAGAGAGUGCAGGUUUUCAGCAGUGUGUGGCCCAGCUGACCAGCUACAUGCACAGAAUAACACCGGCACAGAGAACAAGCCUGAUUGAGGGGCUUAAACAUCACGCAGAGGGUCUGCAGCUGAAACCAGACUUCAACCAGCACGCAGCAUCUGUGGAUACCAUUUGCUCAUCCGACUCCAAAGAAGAUCCUCCCGUUUUGCUUUUCCCGUCUUUUUCCCCAUUUCAGCCUCUCACUUGUUCCACGCCAUGCCAUGACUACCUGAGCCCUCCUCCUUCUCCCUGGUUCUCCCCUUCUUUCUCCAUGUAUGCCACGUCUUCUUUUGCGUCAUUUGCCUCUCACUUCUCCUUCCCCCCCAGCCUUUCACCUCCAUCUUCCAACACCUCCUUCUUUAGCUUCUCACCCACAGUUCCUCACUCCAGCCUCUCCCCUCUCACCACAAUGAGACCCCCCUCAAACCUUCUACACAGGGAAGUGUUGGCACCAAACUCUUCCCCACCCAUUUGGAGGCCUUGGUUUUGA